This is a messenger RNA of Pichia membranifaciens NRRL Y-2026, 306 nucleotides long. RefSeq lists its product as hypothetical. Gene Ontology annotation, biological process: fungal-type cell wall organization. The record is from RefSeq and is a predicted model, not a curated record. The transcript has a single exon. The annotation marks the transcript as partial. Gene Ontology annotation, molecular function: structural constituent of cell wall. Lineage: Eukaryota; Fungi; Ascomycota; Pichiomycetes; Pichiales; Pichiaceae. Gene Ontology annotation, cellular component: fungal-type cell wall.
CACCCAGUCUCCUGUAAAACUAACAACACUCUGUCCAUGACUUUGAAGGAUUCCAUUCUGACUGAUAUCAAGGGUAGAGUUGGUUCUAUUGUUGCCAACAGACAAUUCCAAUUCGACGGUCCACCACCACAAGCCGGUGCUAUCUACGCUGCUGGCUGGAGUAUCUCCAACGAUGGUAACUUAGCCAUCGGUAACACCACUGUCUUCUACCAAUGUUUGUCUGGUAACUUCUACAACUUGUACGAUGAAGUCAUCGGUAACCAAUGUGAACCAGUCUACUUAAAGGUUGUUGACCUGGUCGACUGU